AUGUCGCUCUCUUCCUUAAAAGUUGCCUGUGGGCAGUUCUGUUCAUCUUCUUCCUUGACUGCAAAUGCCAGAAUUGUCGUCAAGCUAAUCCACAAGGCCAUUGAUCAGAAAGUGCAAGUUUUAUUCUUGCCAGAAGCUGCCGAUUACAUUUCUAGAGAUCCAAAGCAUUCUAUGAAAUUGGCCAAUUUCACUCAUAGGGACUUUAUAUCAGUUAUUCAGCAGGAAUUGAAAACUUUACACUCCAAAGAUCCGGAAAACAAUUUAUACGUAUCGGUUGGUGUGCAUGAACCUUCAGAUACCGAAUCAGAAACUGUAAAUGAGCUUAAAAAAGUUCAAAACAACCAAAUUUGGAUCAAUGCGAAGGGUGAAAUCGUCCAUAGGUAUCAGAAGCUUCAUCUCUUUGAUAUCAACAUCACCAACGGGCCUAUUUUGAAGGAAUCUAACUCUGUAGAACCUGGUGAUAAGAUCGUAUCCCCGUUCCCAGUGCUUGGUGAUAAUGAAGCCGCAACUGGUUUUAACAUUGGUUAUGCGAUCUGCUAUGACAUUAGAUUCCCUGAGCUUUGCUUAAGAUUGAGGAAGCUUGGAGCAAAUGUAAUCACAUAUCCAUCAGCCUUCACCACAAAGACAGGAGAAGUACAUUGGCAAGCGCUAGGCAGAGCUAGAGCCAUCGAUAGUCAAUGCUACGUUAUCAUGGCUGCUCAAUGUGGAGAGCACAAUGUGUAUGCAGACUUAACCGAUGACGAAAAGCUGAAAUUACCUGCAGGAGACCAAAAUAAGAAGAGAAUUAGUUAUGGUAAUUCGGUAAUAUUUGACCCAUGGGGUAAAUUGGUUAGUGAAUGUAAAGUAUAUGACGAGGAUCUAAGUGGAGGCAUAGACUCAGAAGGCGAUUACUAUGAGUUAUGUACUGCAGAUUUAGAUUUGGAAUAUGUUGAGCAGAUUCGUAAAAAUAUGCCUUUGAUGGAACAUAGGCGCCCGGAAGUUUUUGGCUAUGAAGUAUAG
This is a messenger RNA of Dujonia railenensis, 999 nucleotides long. NCBI's taxonomy places the organism in Eukaryota, Fungi, Ascomycota, Pichiomycetes, Serinales, Debaryomycetaceae. The record is from the annotation of a GenBank genome assembly.